AUGCCUUCGAUCUUGCUAUUUGGCGUGACGGGCCUUGUUGGCUCUCAUCUCGUGUUGACCCUCAAGAAUGAAUAUCCCAGUCUCCCAGUGACGGUGUUCUUGCGAAACACCGUUCUCGAUACGUAUCUGUACGAAAUUGCUGGUGUCAAGCGGAUCGUGCACGGUACUUUCGACGAGAGGGACAAAAUUGUCGCACUGGCCAAAGAGCACGAUAUUGUGAUCAACGUGGGGUCGUCAUGGGAUGUGCCCCUGAGCGAGGCGAUCGUGGAAGGAUUGAACCAGCAACCGGAAGAGAAGAAGACCCUCAUCCAUAUGAGUGGAGCUGGUAAUUUUGUGGAUAAGAGGUGGACGGAUGGGGCGUUCCACGCGAACGCGAAGGUCUGGGAUGACAAUAAUCCGGAAGAUAUGAAGCUGAUCAACCCUUCCAUGCUCAAUGGUGGGCCUGAUACUGUAGUCUUGAACGCUGGCAAACGAAGCAACAUCGGCACCUACAUUGUCUUCCCCUCCGGCAUCUAUGGAGAAGCCGCGGGUCCGAUUCCAGCCUUGGGCGUGGUCCAGCUGAUCUACCGAGAAAAGGCCAAAGAGCUGGGAUUCGUGCCGUAUAUCGGUGAGGGCAGUGCCAUCUUCAAUUGCCUCCAUGUCAAUGCCAUAGCGCCCUUCAUGUUGAAGGUCUUGGACCUGACAUUGCACGAGGAUACACCUCAAGGGUCUGUCUAUGAGCGAUGUUUCAUCAUCGGCGGGCCUGAGAUUUCCUGGAAGGAGACAUCAGAAGCCUUCGCGAAGACUCUGUACGCCGAAGGGAUCGUGCCGACCCCUGAAGCCAGGAGUGUGACAUUGGAAGAAGCAGGCGAGGGCGAGUUGCCGAUGUUGAUGUCGCACAAUGUCAAGAUUGUGUCGCGACGGGCAGAGGAGUUGGGUUACAAGCAUAACGAACUUGGGCUGGUAGAAUUCUUGAGCAGAUAA
Fonsecaea multimorphosa CBS 102226 is the source of this 963-nucleotide messenger RNA. RefSeq lists its product as uncharacterized. Bases 1 to 963 code for a protein of 320 amino acids. The transcript is spliced from 4 exons. The record is from RefSeq and is a predicted model, not a curated record. NCBI's taxonomy places the organism in Eukaryota, Fungi, Ascomycota, Eurotiomycetes, Chaetothyriales, Herpotrichiellaceae.